CCUCGUCACGGCGCCACAGGACAGCCAUGCCGGGCCGCCUGCUGCGGGGCCUCUGGCAGCGAUGGCGCCGUUACAAGUACCGCUUCGUACCCUGGAUCGCGCUGAACCUAAGCCACAACCCGAGGACCCUCCGAUAUGUUCCAGAGGAAUCCAAAGACAAAGUUAUCUCAGAUGAAGAGGUCCUAGGAACAUUACUCAAAGUUUUCCAGGCUUUAUUCGUAAAUGAUUUCAAUAAACAAUCAGAUAUCUUGACUGUGCUUCCAGAACCUGUUAAAUCAAAAUAUCAAGACCUACUGUCAGUUCAGCAUCCAGGGGUGAAACAGCUUGAAUACAGACAUCAACAGCAAAAUACCUUUACACCAGAAGAAAUUCUUUAUAAGACAUUGGGUUUCAGUGUCACCCGAGCACCUAGCACAUUGAUUUCGGCUGGAAAAGGUGUCUUCGUUAACAAAGGAUUGGUACCAAAAGGCGCGGUUGUAUCUAUGUAUCCUGGUACAGUAUAUCAAAAGUACGAGCCAAUCUUUUUCCAGUCCAUUGGAAAUCCAUUUAUUUUUAGAUGCCUGGAUGGGGUACUCAUUGAUGGAAAUGACAAAGGAAUAUCAAAAGUCGUGUAUAGAUCUUGCAAUGGGAGGGAUCAGCUUGGCCCUUUAAAGAUGAGUGAUAGUACAUGGCUAACGUCAGAAAUUCAUAAUCCACUGGCUGUAGGGCAGUACGUCAACAAUUGUUCAAAUGACAGAGCAGCUAAUGUCUGUUAUCAGGAACUUGAUGUGCCUGCAGUUUUCCCUAUAGAACUGAAGCAAUAUCUUCCAAACAUUGCGUACAGCUAUGACAAACAAAGUCCACUUCGAUGUGUCAUCCUUGUCGCACUCAGGGACAUCAAACAAGGAGAAGAGCUUUUUUCAAACUACUAUACAAUUGUCAGCUAACUGUAUGAAAUUAGGUUUUCUAUUCAGCUAUUGAGUUAAUUCUAAAUGUUUUUGUUGUUCCUCUGAGUUCCCCCUGCAGAGCAAAUAUUUUGAAACCUAAUUGGAGUGGGAACUUUUUUUUUAUUGAUAUUUGUGUUUCAAUUCCAUCAUAAAAGCUAUUUGCUUCACUACAAUUUCAAAUUUGUAAUGCAAUUGCAGUGUUAAUUGGUUUUCACCUAAGUACACAGUAGUUUACUAAAUUAAAACCCACUGUCU
Balaenoptera musculus (blue whale) is the source of this 1181-nucleotide messenger RNA. RefSeq names its product SET domain containing 9 (gene SETD9). Lineage: Eukaryota; Metazoa; Chordata; Mammalia; Artiodactyla; Balaenopteridae. The coding region runs from base 27 to 926 and encodes 299 amino acids. The record is from RefSeq and is a predicted model, not a curated record. The transcript has 6 exons. Gene Ontology annotation, molecular function: protein binding.